AUGUUUGACGAAGACUCGGCAUCAGAACAGGAUGAGAACAAACCAAGGACGCUAUUCGAGGAGAGAAAACGUCUCAUGCAGGAACGAAUUAAUAGUGUGAAGCAAAGUAUGCUUAAUUUGCGCAUUAGAUUGCGUGAAACUACCACUGAAGUGCACCGUAUAUUCGACCGCGUUACGUAUUUGCAAAACAUCGCAGAUCAAGAUGCGGAAAAUUUGAUAAUCGAGUUGGAAGAAUCACGAAGAAUCCGCCAAAAAAAGAUUCUCGAGAACAGAAUUCUUCUGGAAAGAUCGAAGUGCAUCUUGGAUGAAUCCUUGAGUCUGCUGGCGAAAUUUGAAGAAUUUGUUAUAAAUGGUCGUGAGCGGCAGCAGUCUCCUUCAUUAUCCUCGGCAUUAACAAAUGACAACAAAAAUUAA
Messenger RNA from Brugia malayi, 414 nucleotides. RefSeq lists its product as uncharacterized. The transcript has 3 exons. Bases 1 to 414 code for a protein of 137 amino acids. The record is from RefSeq and is a predicted model, not a curated record. Lineage: Eukaryota; Metazoa; Nematoda; Chromadorea; Rhabditida; Onchocercidae.